CCGAAGGAAGGCGGAGGCGGAAGGGGACCAUUUUAAAUCAUUUUUUCCCCUGUAGCAAUAGCGAAAUCGCCCUUUCCCCUUAAUUUUCGGCCACGGGGAGGUGUGGCAAAGCUGCCUUAGGCCACAAAAGGUGAAGCCACCACGUGGGAUGCAUUAUGGUGUUGCCAGUCUGACGGCGGCACAUUUUGUGGUGUUAGACUGGAGGAGGGGAAAAGGAGAGGGCCGCUGGAAACCGAAGAGGGAUAAGAGCCCGAGGAAACAACAGCAAAAGAGGAAGAAAAGCACCGGAGAAGCUCCCCCCCCCCCUACCGCGCACCCAUCUCCUGCAAGCACCUCCCCAAAACAGCCACUUCCAUGGUCUACAGAUGCUAAAGAUGGAUUUUCUUUGUCAAGCAAACUGGGAAGUGAUCUGGAUUUGGCCAUGCAUUGAUAUUUCCUGUUAAAUGCUCACUCCUUCCAGUCUGUGUCAUGGACUCCAUGUUUGAGGAUGACAUCAGCAUCCUUACCCAAGAUGCCUUGGCGCAGGAUGAUGAAUGGUUGGACAGUCCGAACACCGACCUCUCCAGUGAGAUGUGUUCUGCUUCUCACUUUGCUUUCAUCACAGCAUAUGAUGACAUCAAAAAUCGCUUGACAGGGCUAGAGCGGGAAAAUACUAACCUCAAACGGAAGCUAAAGAUGUAUGAGAUCAAGUUCCCAUUGAUCAGUGACUUUGGAGAAGAACGUAUGUUCCCAGUUUAUGAAUCCAAGGAAACUUCUCUUCUGAAGAGUGAGAAAGCCAACCUCCAGCAGCAGUUGAAUCAAUUCCAGCGUGAGCUGCAAAAAAGCAAGGAAAGGGAAGAACAGAUGGAGGAGAUGAUCCAGGCCUAUGAGAAGCUGUGUGUGGAGAAAACGGACCUUGAGUCAGAGCUGGGCCAAAUGAGAGCACUUGUUGAUACACAUUUGAACCGCAUUCGGAACCUGGAACAGCAGUUAAGGCAGAGAGAUGGCAGCACUUUCCAAAAUCUCAACUCUCAACUUCAAAAUCAAGAAAUUCAGUUCCGAUCACUUCAUGGCACUCAUGUACUGGAUCGCUCAAUGAACUGGCCGAGUUCACGGAGCCUGGAACAGGCAGAAGCCUUGGAGGUCCAAAGAUUGGAAAUGGAGCUUGAGAAGUCAAGGCAGGAAGUCCAGAACUGUCAGCACCGUGAAGAACAGAGGAAGGGUGAAUGUGAAAGGCUGCAGGCAGAGGUGAAGCAGCUGCAGGAGACCAGGGCACAGGAUCUUGCAGCUAGUCAGUCGCAAAGGGAUAUGGCAUGGGUGAAGAAGGUUGGAGAUGACCAAGUAAACUUAGCCCUGGCCUACACAGAACUAACUGAAGAGCUAUGCCGCCUAAGAAACCUAACUUCUCUUCAAAGUCAGAUUCUCCGGACUCUUAUGCAGGAGCAGGUCAUGAAUGGUCAGCGGCAUUCUCCCCAUUCCCAGCGCCAUUCGCCUGCCCAGCAACGUGGUUCUCCAGGUCCCCAAUGCACAUCUCCAGCUCAACAAGGGAGGCCUUCUGCUCCUCAAAGCCAAUCUCCAGCCCUACAGAGGCAUUCCCCAGGCCCACCUGGUCAAUCCCCUGCACAUCAACGUCGUUCCCCAGCCCCCCCUCCUUGCCAGUCUCCUGUUAGCCAGCGGCGUUCUCCAGCUCCACCACCUAGCCAGUCUUCUGCCCAGCAGCGCUGCUCACCAGUCCAAAAUUGUUCGUCGCCUGCCAUGACUUCACAACAUAGAUCUCCAGGGACUGACAGAAACAUUAUGGAUCUGGGAUAUUCUAAGCCCUCCAGUCAUCACAUCAAAGCAAGCUUCCAAGGUCGUCGAAGCUACUCGGAGGUGAGCGACGCUGCUCUGUAUCAACAGAACCGUUCUCUCUGGCUGCAGCCAGAAAUAUCCACCUUACCAAAGCAUCGUCCCUACUGCGAGGUUUAUGCCAGAGACAACUUCGAAGAGCACUUGCGCUUUGAGAAGCAGUCCUCGGAUGAAGACGACUGGGCCCUCCCAAGCCCCCCCAGUCCUGAAGUAGGGGGUAUCCGCUGCGCCUCCUUCUGUGCAGGGUUCCCCAUUCCCGACACCUCCAUGCACCGGAUUGAUGCAUCGUACUCCAGGGCUGAGCAUGCUCAGUCCUGGCCCUCAAUCAAUUUGCUGAUGGAAACAGUAGACUCUGACAUCCGAAGCUGUCCUCUCUGCCAGGUGGCCUUUCCUAUCGGUUAUCCAGAUGAUGCUUUGAUAAAACACAUUGAUUCACACCUGGAGAACAGUAAGAUCUGAGGUCUGUUUCACCGUCCUUCUUCUUCUGGCUUCCUUAAAGAGAUUGCCCACCUCAUACCCACCCCACCUUUCUUGGAUGCUGCAUGAAAAGUGGAGGCACCACAAGGGGCUCUUUCUCUCUAAAAUACCUCCAAGUUUCCAUUGGACUGAAGCGUGAACAUUUUUGCCUCUCCCUUGUCUUCUUUGCCUUGGUUUUUAAAGUGGGUUGCCUCUCCUUACUGCUCUUUAUGGGCAGGAUCUGCAAUAUUUCUCCAGUGCUUCAACCAGCUACAAAGGUGGGGAAAAGGAAUGAGAAAUAUGCUGGAAUUAAGCUUAGCAGGGGCCAGUCACCUUCACUAUCUGAUUGCUCAGUACUGAGGUUAUUCUGGUGAUGGUUUGACUCUAUCUACAUGGUUUAGUUUUGAUGUCUCUGAAAGAUCUCAGGGUAGGAUGGGUAAAAAAUAACCCAAGUUUGCGUGUUUUGGGGUGGGGUAGGAGAACAGAUUAAUGAACUCCAACCCACUGAAGGCACAACAAAUCACAAAGUUUUUGUUUGUGCCUAUUUUACACAGGGAUAUCCAAGUGGGUCUGAUUUCUCUGCCUCUUAUGCUACUACAAAAGGGUAUUUGGGGGUUGGUCGUUUAACAGAUGUAAAAAGCCUUGGCCUCCAAUUGCUGGUUCAAGUGUCUUUGUGUUGGUCUUUUACAUUAAAAGUCCACUUUUAGAAAUGCUGCUGAGAAAUAGAGCCAACUUCCAAAAGUGUAGCAUGGACGUUCUUAUGUUAUUGCACUGAAUAAUAAGCUUUUUUUCCACAAAAGAAGCUCCUCUUUUUGUCUUGUGUUGGCUUCUUGUGAGUCGUUCUGGAGGGCUUGUAAACUGCACACUUAGGUAGAAGCCCAGAAAGCAUUCCCAUAUUUUGGUGACUGUUUUACACAUUUUUCACCACUUCACACCUUGCUUUAGAUAGCUCUUAUAUAAUAACUGUAGCUGCACAUUUUGCCUCAUUAUUCUCUUGCAAUGGCAGCAUGUUAACAUUAUUGGGGUAACAGUGUAAAUGUAAACAUCUUCCCAUAUUUGACACCACUAUAUUUCUCCCUCUCUCUCUCUCUCUCCCUCUCUCUCUCUCUCCCCCUCCCUCCCUUUCUCUCUCUCUCCUUACAAACCUAUAUUUUAUUAUACUGCUCUAAGAUAAGGGUCAUGUACUGAUUGAUCUCUUGUUUCCAGAUGUAUGGUACCUCUCUAUUAUGAGGAUAGUGUCCUUGGA
This is a messenger RNA of Pseudonaja textilis, 3529 nucleotides long. RefSeq names its product TBK1 binding protein 1 (gene TBKBP1). The record is from RefSeq and is a predicted model, not a curated record. Lineage: Eukaryota; Metazoa; Chordata; Lepidosauria; Squamata; Elapidae. Gene Ontology annotation, cellular component: cytoplasm.